AUGGAGAAUAAAAAAAUUAUUUGUUCAUCACCAGGUAAAGUUUUAGUAACUGGUGGAUAUUUAGUUUUGGAUAAAAAAUAUGAUGGUAUUGUUUUUACUAUCGAUUCAAGAUUUUUUACAACUGUGGAAGGAAUUGAAAAAACAACAUCAAAAUCAACCCACGAAAAAGAUAUUUUAACCAAAUCAUAUGAAAAUUUAGAAUUUGUUACAGAUAUAAACGUAAUUUCACCACAAUUCCACUCAUCACAAAAAUACCACUUAUACUACAAUAAACAAAACCAAAACAAAUUAUAUGAAUUAGUUCCAUUUGAUAAUGAAAAUUAUAGAGAAAAUAAAUAUGUCGAAAAUACAAUUUUAUAUUCAUUAUUAACAAUGUCAGCAAUUGAAAAUGAAAACGAUCAAUCUCAAUUCAAUAAUAAAGCAUCAAAAUAUCAAUUAAUUAAUAUUACAAUUGUUGGAGAUAAUGGUUUUUAUUCCCAAAUUCCACAAUUAAAAAAAAGAAAUUUAUCAAUUUCAUUUGAAUCAUUAAAAUCUUUGCCAAAAUUUUUACCAGUUACAGGAUCAUUAGAAGAAUUACAAAAAACUGGUUUAGGUAGUUCAGCAGCAUUAGUUAGCUCAUUAACUGCAGCUUUAUUAUCAUUCUUCAAUAUUGUAGAAUUAGAAAAUAAAUCAGACUCGAAUAAAUUAUUAGCUGAUAAAACUUUAUUACACAAUUUAGCUCAAAUUUCACAUUGUAUUGCCCAAGGAAAAAUUGGCAGUGGUUUUGAUAUUAGCUCUGCCGUAUUUGGUAGUCAAGUUUAUAGAAGAUUUUCACCAGAAAUUAUUCAAAGUAUAUUAAAAUUGUAUGAUUCAAAAUUAUAUCCAAAUCCAAAAGAAUUAUUAGAAAUUAUUAAAAGUAAUGAUUGGGAUAAUAAACAUUUAGAUAUGGGAUUACCAAUCGGAUUAAAAUUAUUAUUAGCAGAUGUUAGUAUUGGAUCCAAUACACCGGUAAUGGUCAAAAAAAUUUUAGAGUGGAGAAAGAAUGACCCAACCAAUGCCGAUAAAUUAUGGAAUCAAUUAGAUAUGGAAAAUACAAAUGUUAAACAUUCAUUUAUUAAAUUAAAUCAAUUAUAUCAAGAAAAUAAUCAAGAAUACCUUAGAGUUUUAAAUCAAUUCGGUGAAACCGAUCAAAAUAAAUGGAAUGAAUUGUCAGGUAGUCAAGAAGGAACAUUUAACUAUAAUAUUGGCAAAACUUUAAUCAACAUUAGACAAUCCUUUUACAGAAUCAGAGAAUUAAUGAGGGAAAUGGGUGCUAUUGCUGAUGUACCAUUAGAACCAAAAGAACAAACUGAAUUGGCCGAUUCGACCAUGAACAUCAAAGGUUGUGUUGCUGCUGGUGUCCCAGGUGCUGGUGGUUUUGAUGCUUUAUUUGCCAUUGUCAUCUCUAAUGAAGACGAAAUUAAAAACUCAUGGAUGACUUGGAAAGAAUGUCAAGUAUUACCAUUGGUAUUAAAUGAAAACUCAACCGGUGUUGCAAUUGAUAUGACCCACGUUACUCCAAAACUAUAA
Molecule: messenger RNA, 1548 nt
Organism: Dictyostelium purpureum
Lineage: Eukaryota; Evosea; Eumycetozoa; Dictyosteliales; Dictyosteliaceae
Exons: 3
Coding region: 1-1548 (515 amino acids)
Biological process (GO): isopentenyl diphosphate biosynthetic process, mevalonate pathway
Cellular component (GO): peroxisome
Molecular function (GO): phosphomevalonate kinase activity; ATP binding
Source: RefSeq, a predicted model, not a curated record